UUUAAGACUUUGAGCCGUUUCUCACCGUCUCUCUGAAAUCAGACAUGGCGAGCCGAACGGAACACGACCCAGCCUUGACAGACGAAGAAGACGAACAAGUCGAGGAGCUUCAAGGCUGGGACGACUGGAACGCCGACGAAGAAGAAGAAGAGAGCUCCAACUCGGACUCCGAACUCCUCUGCUUCUUCUGCGACUCCAAGUUCACUUCUUGCGACCAACUGUUCGACCACUCCAGCGCCGCUCACCAUUUCGAUUUUCACGCCAUCCGGAAAGCCCUGCGCUUGAGCUUCUACAGCUCCUUCAAGCUCAUCAACUACGUUCGCUCUCAGGUUUUCGACAACAGAUGUUGGAGCUGUGGGCUAAGGUGUCAGUCUAGCAAAGAUUUGCAGGAUCAUUUACAUGAAACUAUUGAUGUAAAAGAGAUUAAGCCUGUAUGGGAUAACGACGUGUACUUGAAGCCAUUUUUUCAGGACGAUGCGGUCUUGUAUAGUUUCGGGGAAGAUGAAGAAGGCGACAAUGAAUACAAUGUAGCGGUUGAUAAGGAUGAACUGAUGAGUGAUUUGCGGCAUUUUGAAGAGAUUUGCAUUGAUCAUCAGAUUCAUGUGGAAAAGAUCGCUAGUGAUUCGGAUAAAUUUUGUGAGAGUGGCGAAAGGGAUGUUGAUUUAUUAUCGAAUGGCUGCUUGAGUGCAGCUAGCUCAUCUGGAAAGGUGGCUGCCUAUGGUUUCAGUUCUGGAAAGCAUAUUGGGUUGGCUGAUAGAAAGACAAUGGGAAAAAGUAUAAGAGCAUAUGUUCCAAAUCAUGGUUCAAAGGAUAUGAAGAAUGUCAAUGAUGAUUACUUUGCCUCUUACAGCUCGUUUGGCAUUCACCGAGAAAUGCUCAAUGAUAAGGUAAGAAUGGAUGCUUAUGGACAAGCUAUUUUAAAGAAUCCCUCUCUCUUGAAGAGUGCGGUAGUCAUGGAUGUAGGUUGUGGCACAGGCAUACUUAGUCUCUUUGCAGCGCAAGCAGGGGCUUCAAGGGUAAUUGCAGUUGAAGCAAGUGAAAAGAUGGCUUCAGUGGCAACUCAGAUUGCAAAAGAUAAUGGUCUUUUGUGGCAAAGUCCAGUUGGCAGUUCUACCCAUGGCGCUGGGGUAGUUGAAGUGGUUCAUGGUAUGGUUGAGGACCUUGAUAAAUCCAUGGUGAUCCAACCUCAUAGUGUUGAUGUAUUACUGAGUGAAUGGAUGGGGUAUUGCCUACUUUAUGAGGCAAUGCUCAGUUCUGUGCUCUUCGCACGGGAUAAGUGGUUGAAACCUGGAGGGGCCAUCCUCCCUGACACAGCAACUAUUUUUGUUGCCGGGUUUGGAAAAGGUGCUACCAGUCUUCAAUUUUGGGAAAAUGUGUAUGGUUUCAACAUGUCUUGUGUUGGCAAGGAGCUCUUUGAUGGUGCUGUGAAAGUCCCUAUAGUUGAUGUCGUGGAAGAUCAUGGCUUAGUAACUAGUGCUGCUAUUCUCCAGACCUUUGACUUAGUUACUAUGAAACCAGAUGAAGUUGAUUUUACUGCAAGUGCUGUGUUAGAACCAAACUGCUGUGGUGCAACUAGCGGCUCAAAUGAUUCGAAAUCUGAAACAACUUGGUGUUACGGAAUUGUCCUGUGGUUUGAGACUGGUUUUACCAGCAGGUUCUGCAAGGAACAGUCAGCUGUUUUGUCCACGUCCCCAUAUACCCCCCAAACACACUGGAUGCAAACAAUUUUGACAUUUCAGGAACCAAUUGCUGUGACAUCAGGAAAAUCGUGCAUUGACAGAUCAGCAGCAGUUGGCACUGAAGUAUGUCCUGCUGCAAGGAUUCAGUUGCGUGUAAGCAUUGCCCGUGCUUCGCAACAUCGUAAUAUUGACAUUUCCCUAGAAUCUACUGGAAUUGAUCCUCAUGGUCGGAAACACAGCUGGCCUGUGCAACUCUUUAAUCUAAGUUAGUUGUAUCAGAUCCAGGAUCCUAUUGUCGGAGCUUCUAUCAUUAUCAGUUCAACUCCCUCAAACACUGGAGCUAUGAUCCUUGUGGUUGGAAGGACAUCUGACCUGUGCAACAUUAUAAUCUACAAUAGUUGCUCAAAAUCCAAGCACACCUUGAUGAGAUUUUAUUUCGGCUGCUGGUCUGGAUUGGGUUUUGUAUCCAUUUAUUGUUCCAAUUUGAUUUUUCACCUGUUGAUUUCUAUCAUUUGUUACUUUUUGCCUAUUUUGUUCAAAACUGUGAGUGAGACAUCUUGCAAAGUUGCAAUUGGUUCUCUUUUGCUGUAAACAUGAUAGUCACUAGAGUGAUCUGGGCUCACUGUAGCAUGGUUACUUAUUCAAGUGGUCAAUCAUAGUAGAUGAGAAGCUUUU
Argentina anserina (silverweed cinquefoil) is the source of this 2354-nucleotide messenger RNA. RefSeq names its product probable protein arginine N-methyltransferase 3. NCBI's taxonomy places the organism in Eukaryota, Viridiplantae, Streptophyta, Magnoliopsida, Rosales, Rosaceae. Gene Ontology annotation, molecular function: protein-arginine N-methyltransferase activity. Gene Ontology annotation, biological process: peptidyl-arginine methylation. The coding region runs from base 45 to 1949 and encodes 634 amino acids. The transcript has 7 exons. The record is from RefSeq and is a predicted model, not a curated record. Gene Ontology annotation, cellular component: nucleus.